Manduca sexta (tobacco hornworm) is the source of this 2629-nucleotide messenger RNA. RefSeq lists its product as uncharacterized. NCBI's taxonomy places the organism in Eukaryota, Metazoa, Arthropoda, Insecta, Lepidoptera, Sphingidae. Bases 184 to 1794 code for a protein of 536 amino acids. Gene Ontology annotation, cellular component: mitochondrial outer membrane. The record is from RefSeq and is a predicted model, not a curated record. Gene Ontology annotation, biological process: mitophagy by internal vacuole formation; mitochondrial protein catabolic process. The transcript is spliced from 10 exons.
UGAUGCUGCACGCGCUCACCGCUCAUAACGCUUACCGCUCGCUCCGCUCAGAGCGCUUCGUAACCGUGACAACACGUGUUGUGUAGUGAACAAGACUGUGUUUGUGUGUGGUGUUUUAUUGUUCGGAUUAUUUUGUUUUUGAUAAAAAUAGAAAUCAUGGGCUAGUACUACAAAAACUCGAAAAUGAAUGAAAGUCGCGAACGUUUUCGUCGCGAGAGAGAGAGGGAGAAGAACACAUACACCUCUCCUCGUCUCGCGUUGCGACGAGUGCUGCUAUUGGCUGAAGGUCGCCAGUUCAGGGAGGCUGCGGCGAUACUGUCCCGGCUCGGCCCAGCGGUGCUGCAGAGCGUUGCGUCUGAAUUACCUGUCGAUUUACUGGUGGAAGCGUUGCCGCAUUCCGCCCAUCUUAUUGAAACUUUAUUGAACAGGUUAAUAUCGCUGGAAGUGUCUCCCCGGCCGGAGAUACAAUGCGAGGCGGUGGCGUGGAGACUGGUGGGGCUGCUGGGAGCUGACCAGGGUUCCGGAGUUCGAGCCAGGACCGCGAGGCUGUCCUGCGCCCUCGUGCAUUACACUCCUGAUACAAGAGACGCUAUCGAUGCCAGGAGGCGGCAGCUGGAUGCUGCUGUUCAGGGUCUUGGCACCCACGGUCUCACUGCUGAUGUGUCAGGAACGCUCAUUUCCCUGCACGUGGCCAUGAAGAAUGAGCUUCAGAGACACGUGGAGGUCUACAAGCAGGCACUACAUAAGCUGGAGGAACUGUCUUCGGUCACAGUGAACCAGGACCCAGCGUCCUCAUCACACCAGCGUCUCCUGGCCCUCUCCCACGCAGACGUGGAGCGGCGGCUGAUAGACAACAAGUCCUUGCUGACCAUUGUUGAUAAGCCAGCUCUACGGCAAUUACCGACUCUGGUCUCUUCCUUAGCAGCCAGGGUCGAGAGUGAUAAAGCUGUCCUGGCUUGCAUUGGGCAGAUUAAGAGGAGUGACCCUACCCUGGAUUUGAAUGAUACCAGGCCGGUGGCUGGCGUUCUCAUGAGCUACUCUCGAGGUUGCGCAGCGGUACUCAGUCAGAUGUCCGAAGGCGAUAGUGUCGGCGGAGGGUCAGUGGCUCCUCGUUCACCCACUGAUUCCGCCUCUGACGGAUACCAUUCUGACAGCGAUGAUUCACAGCAAGAUCCAGACAGGAGUAAGCUGGUGUCGCAGUACGCAGCGGUGUGGGCGCGCGCCGCUGACGAGACGCUGCCGGCGCUGUCAGCGCUGGAACCACUUCGGCAGACGCCGCAUCUCAAGUACAAGAUCGUGUUCUCUGUGGCUGUUCUUUCGUUUCGAGCGGCUAUCAGUCUACGUGAUCGCCGCUUAAAUGAAGUAAAGGCCCUCCUUGGAGCCAAUGAUGACGAGUUGGGCUCCAGCGAGGCAAGCGCUGCAAGCGUUGCUAGGUUGGUGACAGCCGCUACACGUGUUAUGCUGCACACAGCGCACAGUUUCCCGCUAGGAGAGGCUGAACGGACAGUUAUUAACCAGGUAACAAGUACACUGCGCGAGUACCCGUGCCUGAACUCGUGCGGGGCCCUGCACGCGCUGGCGGCGGCGGCGUGUCGCGCAGCCUGGGCGCUCAGCCUCCGCGCGCCACCACUCAGGAUCGACACUGAUUUUACACCAGUGGUGAUGAACCCAGAGAAGCAUGUGCGAUUCUCGUCGGACCCUCGCGACCGUCGCUCCGACCUCAUCAAGUCGUUCGUGUGGCCAGCCCUGAUGGAUGGCAAUCGGUGCGUCUUCAGAGCCAUCGUCAUUACGUGAUUACUUCUAGAACAUUCUAAAUCGGGUCUUAAUCUAAGAAUAUUAUCGGUAGAUAUUUAUGAUAUAUUUUUGUGUAAAAUUUUAUACCUAUUUUCAAUGUAAACAUUGUAUUUUUUCAUACACCUUGAUGUGAUGGAAAUCAGAGUUUAUAACUUGUGCUUAUUAAUUGUAACACCACACAUACAGAAAUCUACGCAUAGCCAACAUUUAAAAACAAUCCUGUCCACUUAGAACAAGUCUUACCUUGUGAGUGUGAGCAACUAAAAGGGACUUUCGGAUCCCCAAUACCAAUAAGAAAUAAAAAAAAUCUCAUUGGAAUCGAGCUGUCGACCUCUUACUUAACAGCAGGUCCAUUUCCCAUCGGGUUAGACUUUCGAAGUAUCUCUCGAUAUUUAAGUAGAAAACGUAGAUUAUAUUUAAUUGCGGAUUAUGACGAGAUUCUACAUAGUUACAAAUUUUUGUCUAAAUCGAAAAAGUUUGUAUUGGGUCUAGAAACUUCUAGACACAAGUAGUUUACGAAUAAAAGGGUAAUGCUAUUGGUUGACGUCACUAAUAAUUGUUAAGUGUCAUGACUACUUCUGGAAGGACAAGUAAUAAAAGAAAGCUGAGUAAUAAUAUAUGACUCAAUGUUCUUGAUACGCUCAUAUCGACAUUAUUUCUUGUGUAGAUCAUUUCUAGUACAUAGUCGAUAACACAAUAAGCUAUUACUAAGAACUUCACCUGUAUUUCAGUUAAAUAUUUGCAAAGUAAAUAAAUACACUGUACAAAAUACAAUAAAAUCAUAUUUAUAUUAAGGUUUAUUUAUUGUAUUUGAAUAAAGGAUUUUUCACAUCGA